This is a messenger RNA of Tribolium castaneum (red flour beetle), 1766 nucleotides long. RefSeq lists its product as uncharacterized. The coding region runs from base 252 to 1766 and encodes 504 amino acids. Gene Ontology annotation, cellular component: transcription factor TFIID complex; SLIK (SAGA-like) complex; SAGA complex. Gene Ontology annotation, biological process: transcription initiation at RNA polymerase II promoter; RNA polymerase II preinitiation complex assembly. The record is from RefSeq and is a predicted model, not a curated record. The transcript is spliced from 6 exons. Lineage: Eukaryota; Metazoa; Arthropoda; Insecta; Coleoptera; Tenebrionidae. Gene Ontology annotation, molecular function: transcription coactivator activity; protein heterodimerization activity; RNA polymerase II general transcription initiation factor activity.
UGCAAACGUGUUACCUCUCUGGGCGUUCGGUUGCGGAAAAGCCAUCAAAUAUGCCCAAAUUUCCGUUUUAUUUUUACUCAAUUUUGAGGUUAUCUGUCAAAGUGUGGCACUGCCAACGUGACGCGCGCCCGUAGCCAAUCAAAUCGUGGCGAUUUUGGUAACUUUGGGCUAGUCGGGUUGGUGGCGCUCACGCAGCCAAAAAAGUGAGGUUGUUGUUAUUUUUUCCAACAAUUAUUUUCGUGUAUAAAAACAUGAAACCGUCAAAUCCCACAAAUAAGGCAAGUUCGUCGGCCCAAAAAGCCAAAAAGAGUUCCAAAGACCGCGAAAAAAGGAAGUCACAAGGGGGCUCCAACAGUAACCACGUCGGGCCGGAAAAAGGGUCUCCGACUAAAGAUGCCAACGCCAGGCUUUAUGCAGGGAUUGACUCCGAUUCAAUUAUUAAUUAUGCGGAACAAACCGCCGUUGAACAUUUGAGUGAGGACAUUACGAACACUUUGGCUGAAGACAUAAAUUACAGGCUUCGCUACAUUAUAAAUGAUUGUCUAAUUAAAGCUAGACUGUGUGGUAGAAAUGCGAUCAGUUCAAGUGAUUUGGAACAAACGUUUGAUAAUUUAAGGAUAGAUCGGGUCUAUGGGGCGCCUUCGCACCCCAAUUGGCUUGCGUUCAGUGACCAGAGCCUUCUAUGUUUGGAGGACAAGGAAGUGAAUUUGCUGGACCUAGCCCACGAGCAAGACACAUAUUACCAGUAUUACGAACCAGUCAUUACGACUAGUUGGUUACCAGAACAGAAAGAACUUAGUAAAGCAUUAAAAAACUACUUUUCCACAAUGUGCCAAAUGGUGGUUAGUAGUGACAUAGAAAUAAGAAAAAUGGUUUUGACAAAUAUUGGCGAAAACCCUCGGAUAGGCCCAAUAAUCGAAUGGUUUUACAACUUCGGUUACAUUCUCUUAUCAAAAGAUAUAACCUACGAUUGCUUGACUCUACGAGCUUUAGAUUUAAUCCGAGUCUUGGAAAAUAGUCCAAUGUGUCGAAUACAUGUUUCCGAGAAACAGUUAAAAUUAUUAGUGAGACUAAUUUUACAACGGUUGCUUAAAUCAACAACUACCAGCGAAGUAUUAAAACCAAUGUGUAGCGUUUUGGCGAUUUUGUCGCAAAGAGGGCCUUUAAGAGAGUUCAUAAUUUUGAAAAUUUUCCAAAAACUGGACGAAGUUUUCGACAAUUUCGCCCUUCCUGUGAUCACGGCGGUGAAUAGUCUGGGGAUUGAUGCCAUACAGAGCAUUGUUUUGCCCAACCUUAACCUCUUCCUGGCCAGAGUUGUGGAAAAGCAAGAUUUGGCCUUCAAUUAUUCCAUAUUGGAAUCCUACAAUAUCCUCUAUAAAGAGCACCUCAUUGACUCGUUCAUUUACGACCCGUUUGUCGAGCUUUUCGCCGAUUCUAUGGUACUUUUCAACCGUACUAUAAACACUUGUGGGAACGGCCUCAAAAAAGACCUCAAUUUUGCACACGUCAAGUGCGACCUCCUCAAAACUCGGAGGAAAAUCUCGCCUCAUACGAAAUUGCAAAUUGAAGCUUCCAUUGAAGAGGUGUUCGAUUUACCGCCGGAAAAUUCCAAAGUUAGGAAAAAAAUGCAAGAGAUGAAGUGGGAUGGGGGCAGUGGGGAAUGUUUUGUGAUUAUUGGUAAAACUAGUUUAUUGUUGCCAGUUUUUGCACCAAGGCAAAGGACGUACGAACAGUGUGUGGACCAUUCGUUGUGGUAUAGCUUAUAG